CCCCCCCUCCCUCCUCCUCCUUACCCACUCUCUCUCACCCUAGAAAGGAGCAGCCGCAGCCGGCAAGCUGCCUGGCUCGGCUCGAUUUUGUUUUUGGAUUUUUUUACUGUUCUGCUCGCACCGUCAAUGCCUCCCGCCAUCGCGCGAUUCGUCGCGAUCGCGGCGGUGUUGCUGCUGUGUGGCCAUGUCGCGGUGGCGGCUGAGGACGGCGGUGUCGGUGCAAGGAGAGUGCUGCAUCAGCCGCUCUUCCCCAUUGAGUGGACUCCGCCACCGGCACCGCCGCCUCCGCCGGCCCCGGAUUUUACCUCCGACCCCAGCACCCCGCCCGCGCCUGACGCGCCUUCCGGCGACUUCUUCCCCCCGGCGCCGCCGACGACGACGACGCCGACGAGCCCCGGGACGAUUUCGUCCCCCACCACCGUGGCCGCCGAUGUCUCGAAAACUCCGUCCGGGUCCGGCUCGGGACACCGCGGAGGCGGUCCUACGAAGGCGACCAUAGUCGCUGCCGGGGCGGCCGCGGCUGCCGCCAUCGCGCUGCUGGGGUUCGCCUGCGCGUUCCUGAUCACCGGCCGCGCCCGCCGCCGCAGCGACUCGCAGAAGCUGCUCGGCCCCGACCGCGGGGCGGCCGCGCACCACCGCGCCCCCUCUGCGGCCGACUUCCUCUACGUCGGCACGGUGGAGCCCACCACCCCCGCGCGCCACCAUGGACCCACCACCGCCGAUCUCGUCGGGUCCCCGUACCGCAAGCUCCGCAUCGAGCGAGCGCGGCGCGGGGUGAGCCGCGACGAGGACACCGACCACCCGAGCCCGGAGCUCCGCCCGCUCCCGCCGCUGCGGCGCGCGACCACGCUGGGUUCCUCCGACGAGGAUGCGUACUACACGCCUCGGCAGCGGUCCGGGGGCUCCGGCGGGGGCGCCGCCGCCGAGGCCUGGAGCGAGGCGAGCGCGUCCAGCCCGCCCACCACCACCACGGCCUCACGCCGCAGCCUCCCCAGCAUGACGAGCGACUUCUUCCCCCCGGUUGCUGCCAUCACUGCGCCACCCUUGCCGCCUCCCGCGCGCUCCCGCCGCACGCCGCCGCGCACGCGCUUCUCCACGGGCUCCGCCCCCGACGUCAAACAGGCGAUUUCUCCAUCCCCGCGGCCGGUGCAACCCUCCAAUGCACCUCCCCCUCCCCCUCCCCCUCCGCCGCCACCUCCCCCACCACCGCCACCGCCAAAGUUGAAUACAGCUCCGAAACCUCCUCCACCACCACCCCCAGUGACGUCAAACAAUACUCUCCCAAAGACAGCGGGGCCGCCGCCGGCCGUGCCGACAUCAAGGCGCCGGUUGGUCAAGCCGUUGCCGCCCGAAGGGCCGCGCAUUGCCAUGCCGAUGCCGAUCACAGCGGCGACGACAGCGGAUAACAACGGGAGCACAUCAAUGCGGGAAGGGGACGACGCGGCCAACGGGGGCAGCGGCGAGCCGCGGCCGAAGCUGAAGCCGCUGCACUGGGACAAGGUGCGGGCGACCUCCGACCGCGCCAUGGUCUGGGACCAGCUGAAGUCAAGCUCAUUCCAGUUGGACGAGGACAUGAUCGAGGCGUUGUUCAUGAACAACUCGACGCCGGCCGCGCCGCCACGAGAGGUCGGGAGGAAACCCGGCGGCGUGCCGUCGUUCCGGCAGGAGGAGAGGGUGCUCGACCCCAAGAAAGCGCAGAACAUCGCCAUCCUGCUGCGCGCGUUGAAUGUUACGCGUGAGGAGGUCUCCGAUGCACUGUUGGAUGGCAGUGCUGAAUGCCUGGGGACUGAACUUUUGGAAACAUUAGUCAAGAUGGCUCCUACUAAAGAGGAAGAACUGAAACUACGAGACUACGAUGGUGACUUGUCGAAACUUGGUUCCGCGGAGCGCUUUCUAAAGGCCGUGUUGGAUAUACCUUUUGCCUUUAAGAGAGUUGAUGCAAUGCUAUACCGAGCCAAUUUUGAGACCGAGAUAAAUUACCUAAGAAAAUCUUUUGAAACCCUGGAGGCAGCUUGCGAAGAUCUUAGAGGCAGUAGGUUGUUCCUAAAACUCCUCGAAGCAGUUCUGAGAACCGGAAACCGGAUGAAUGUUGGAACAAACCGGGGUGAGGCUAAAGCCUUCAAGCUUGAUACUCUCCUGAAGCUCGCAGAUGUCAAGGGCACUGAUGGUAAAACCACGCUGCUCCAUUUUGUCGUCCAAGAAAUUAUUCGUUCGGAGGAUGCGAAAUCUGAAAAGGAAAGUGCAAUGAUUAGUAGCUCCAAAGAUGAGCAGUUCCGUAAGCAUGGGCUCAAAGUUGUAUCAGGGCUUAGCAGCGAGCUUGGCAACGUCAAGAGAGCAGCUACCAUGGACUUUGAUGUGCUGCAUGGUUAUGUCAAUAAGCUAGAAACAGGCCUUGAAAAAAUCAAGUCAGUCUUGCAGCUUGAGAAAAAAUGCACACAAGGCCAGAGGUUCUUUAUGUCAAUGCAAGACUUUCUGAAGGAAGCUGAAAGAGAGAUCGAGAGGGUCAAAGGUGAGGAGAAGAGAGCUUUGGGCAGAGUGAAGGACAUCACGGACUACUUCCAUGGUGACGCCGGGAAAGAGGAAGCCCACCCACUGAGGAUAUUCAUGGUGGUGAGGGACUUCCUGUCAACGUUGGAUCAAGUUUGCAGGGAGGUUGGUCGGAUGCAGCAGGACAGAACCGUCAUUGGUGGAUCGGCUAGGUCAUUCCGCAUCUCAGCAACAUCCUCAUUGCCAGUUCUAAGUCUGUAUGGACAACGGAGAGAAAACAACUCCGAUGAUGAUAGUUCAUCGUCAUAGGAACAAACUGAAUUUUGGAAUGAACAUAGAUGCACAAACUUAUACAGCUUAUAGCAGAUGCAGAAAAUGCUACUAUGAACAAUGACGAUGACAAAGGAAGCUCAUGUGUAAUGCGGGGAACACCGUGCUUAGGAGAGAUCAGGGGGGUAUACAUUUGGGUCAUGUGGAAAUUCUUUUGUACAAAAGAGGAAUAAUUAUAACAAGCUCUUUUUCCCUUUUUGUUGGGUAAUUUGCAAC
Oryza brachyantha (malo sina) is the source of this 3033-nucleotide messenger RNA. RefSeq names its product formin-like protein 8. The coding region runs from base 127 to 2796 and encodes 889 amino acids. Gene Ontology annotation, molecular function: actin filament binding. Gene Ontology annotation, biological process: actin cytoskeleton organization; actin nucleation. The record is from RefSeq and is a predicted model, not a curated record. NCBI's taxonomy places the organism in Eukaryota, Viridiplantae, Streptophyta, Magnoliopsida, Poales, Poaceae. The transcript has 4 exons.